AUGGUGUUCGAGAUGAAGUCUCUCGAGUUCCUCGAGUCUAUCAUCCCCCGAGACUCUAAUACUUGUACCGGGACCGAUCAGUGGUAUGUCUGCACGGCAGGAAACUUUCGUGGGUGCUGCUCAAGUGAUCCGUGUACGACGGGCGUGUGUCCCGAUGACACACUCUCGUUGACCACAGCUGCGAUCAUUGGUUUGUUGCCCAGUGUGACGCCGAGAACCAGCACCACUUCCUCUACGUCCACUUUGUCGAGGUCAACUACCGUCUUGUCAACGGAUCCGUCUACGACCACAUCUCCACCUUCUUCGACAUCCUCCUCUAUUGCUUCAGAAACAUCAGCAGGUUCGGAGACAUCCAACACCGGAAGUGCCCCAUCUUCAAACCUGGGCGCAAUCAUCGGCGGUGUUGUUGGAGGAAUUGCGGUCUUGGUCAUUUGUGCCGUUCUACUUUUCUGUUGCUGUCGCCGCAAGAGAGAAUAUGGGAAACGUGAGAAGGGUUCAACUCUCGUCUCAUGGUACCCUUACGGAUUUACGCGGAAAGAUCGAGCAAAUGCACUCGAAACAAAAGGGGCUCUAUCGCCCUCAGACAGCGAAACAAAUAACUCAUUGAGCGCAGUCUCCCCAUUCGCCAUGGAUAACACACGGGGAAACAUAAACAUCACACCAGACCUAGCAUUGGCGCUAUCCUCAACGAGCCUUACCUCACAGUCUCCCCACAAAACGCCCCCAGUCCCGCCAACCGACAUGCACUCAAACGAGCUCAUCGCUUCAGUCCCUCCCCGCCAAGGAUUUACCCCCGAGCUACCAGACACGUGCUUCUAUCGCCUGCGGGCCGAACUAGCCUCCCACUCCCAGCGCGAGCUAAUUAAUGUACCAAUCGAGCAACGACAGCGCCAGCAGAAUAACACCAACCCAAGGACUAGUCCUCAGGCUUGGGAAUCACCUGCCUCGGCGCCUAUACCUAGUUCACGCGCAAGCUCAGCAAGAGGAACCGGCAACGGCAGCGGCCACAGCCAUAGCAAUAGCAAUGGUAGCAGUUCUGGGAGAAACCAAGCUGGACGGGUCAUCACCGCGGAGGGAGUUGUCCUAGGUGCAAAUCUGGAUCGAUACUCCAAUGGUAUGGAAAUUGGAGACUCGCAGGCCUGCGGGGAAAGGGAAAGGAAGGCUGGGCGUGGUGAGACAGAUCAUGUUAUGAGUUUUAUGCAGUAUGCUGGGAGACCGGAGGAUCGGGGCGGGGGGAACAGGUUUGGAAUCGCAACAAGUGACCAUACUUCCGAUCUCCAGGGACGUGGGAGCAGUGUGUCCAGGUCGAGGCAUAGGCCCGCGGAGCGGAGUUUGGAAGAUGAUAUUGCGGCUGCGGAGGGCGAUGUUGACGUCCCGCCUGCUUAUGAGGCGGAAGAGGGCGCCCCUGGAGACGAAAUUAAGUCCCCGUCUGGGAGGAUGGGUAUCAGUCCAAGAGGGGGAAUUUGA
Penicillium verrucosum is the source of this 1467-nucleotide messenger RNA. RefSeq lists its product as uncharacterized. NCBI's taxonomy places the organism in Eukaryota, Fungi, Ascomycota, Eurotiomycetes, Eurotiales, Aspergillaceae. The transcript is spliced from 2 exons. The coding region runs from base 1 to 1467 and encodes 488 amino acids. The record is from RefSeq and is a predicted model, not a curated record.